Wyeomyia smithii (pitcher-plant mosquito) is the source of this 3966-nucleotide messenger RNA. Its product is annotated as protein phosphatase Slingshot homolog 3. Gene Ontology annotation, cellular component: cytosol. The transcript is spliced from 7 exons. NCBI's taxonomy places the organism in Eukaryota, Metazoa, Arthropoda, Insecta, Diptera, Culicidae. The record is from RefSeq and is a predicted model, not a curated record. Bases 1680 to 3155 code for a protein of 491 amino acids. Gene Ontology annotation, biological process: protein dephosphorylation. Gene Ontology annotation, molecular function: protein tyrosine/serine/threonine phosphatase activity.
GUGGCUUUCGCACUGGCGGCGGCACCAGCUGGCUUCGACCAGAGCUUCCGAACCAAGUUUAGUCUCCUCUGUUCCGUUCUCCCUGUCUGACACUAACUGGAAUCUAUACUAGGAAAAAACCUAAAUCACUCACUCACUAUAUGUGUAUAUCGGAAAGCUAUAUCAUGGAAAUCAAUUACAACAUAGAAACGCAACAUAAUCAGUAAAAAAAAACUCUGACUGAAAGGACAAAGCAAAUGCGUAGCUUUGGGUUGUUUUAGUAGACCUAGUGGUGCUAAAAUUACUACUGUUCAUGUUCGUGUGUGUAAGUUUUUUACUUCUUACUAAUCACAAUCAACCAGUGUUUAAAGACAAAGGCUUUAACAGAUAGAAAAAUUUCACUAAAAAAUCGACGGGAUUCCGAAGCAGUGAAAAUAAUGUGAUUAUUCCAAGUGAGCUUGGUUUUUCGUAAGAAGUAUAUCAAAGUUGGCACUGAAAGCGGAAGUCACGCCUUCAGCAGUAUUUUGGUUGUUUGGUCGCCCAGAAAAGGAAGAAGGCUCGAAUUAGUACGGAAGAGAAGACCUUCUUAGUUUCCCUACCGGGAAUACUGGUUACCGUCAUUGUACACGGCAUAGGAUCGAUCGGAAGAGCAGGCGGAAUGUGGUUUCCACGGGCGGUGGACGAAUAAACAAAGGCAUGCGAAAGCGAAUAGUGAUGGCAUUCAGAACCCCUCGUUGAUCGCUAGAGCAAAAGCAUGAUUAUAUAACCAACCCACCAUCAAUGUGCUGCCGCUUGCUCUGCCACUGGAAACGAGGUGUUUCUAUUUCCUUCUGCUAGUACGAGCGGCCGGCCAAGUGGAAAGUGGUGAACUGUGAAGGCAUUCCCUGAAGCGAUCUCUGGAAUUGCCGAGGAAAAAAAAGAGCAUCACACAAUUGGUGGAAGACGAAGAGACCGAGCUGAAUCGCGGGACGCAUAAGGCGACGGAUACCGUUGUUAUGCUAGAUUGCUAAGUUUAUGCUGUGGUGCUAUAUGCAUAGAUAGGACGCCGCUUGCUGUGAGAUUGCUAAAUAUAGACAGGAAAAUCUACUGGCAGCGAGCCACCAAGGGAAAGGCAAAGUGCGCGCGGUCAAAUCGGCCGAUCAAAUUGCUCCUUGUGGCGUUCGGGUGAAGGCGGUUUUAUUUUUUCAAGAGUAAUUGCAAUUUGGCCCUAGAGCGGUGCUUUCGCAGUCUGCGAGAGAAAGGAAAAGCAAAAGAGCGAGACAGAAAAAAAACUCAAUGAAAAGCUCGGUUGUUCGAUUUGCGUCCGCAUACCGACGACAAACACAGAGAUCGGUCACCGAAUGGAUCACCGUGGGGGAGAGUCCGGAACUGCUGCGUUCGCUGCAUCUUUCCAAAGGUUGCUGGCUGGGCGAGCAGGUUUGCCAUCAUGCCGGCAUUGCUGAUGUUCAGCCCACUCGGGGACAACAAUAAUCGUCAUCGUCGUCGUCGCCGCCGCCAUUCCCGUGGCCAUCGUCGUCGUCUUUGCCGCCGCCGUCGCUGUGCCAUCGCCGUUGUUAUUGUUGUUGAUGUUUGUUCACGUUAUAUUGGUUGGGAGCUUUGGAAGCAUCUGUUUAUGUACAAAGAAAACAUUCAAGAACUAAAGAGAGAGAAAGAGGAGACAAGACAAUACAAGGAGCAAACCGAAGGAAGCACAUACCGUCAUGGGUAAUGGAAUGAACAAGGUUAUGCCGGGAUUGUACGUUGGCAAUUACCGGGACUCGAAAGACUAUCAACAGUUAGAUCGUUUUCAAAUCACGCACAUCGUCUCAAUACAUGAUAGUCCACGGCGUUUUCAUUCGGACAAGCACUACCUCUGUGUGAUGGCCGCCGAUACGCCGGACCAAAACCUGUCGCAGUACUUCUCGGUCUGCAAUGAUUUCAUCCACGCCGCCCGCCUCAAGGAUGGCAACGUGCUGAUCCACUGUCUGGCCGGAAUGUCCCGCUCGGUCACGGUCGCCGUUGCUUACAUUAUGUCCGUCACGCCGCUGAGCUGGAAGGAGGCUCUGAAGGUGGUGCGCGCCGGUCGUGCCAUUGCCAACCCAAACCUCGGCUUCCAGAAUCAGCUGCAGGAGUUCGAAACAAACAAGUUGUUGGAGGAACGAAAGCGCCUCAAAGAACGCUUUCCUAGUUUAGCUUUGGAAGAAAAUGAUAGAGAGCAAUGUUCUUUAGCUUUAGACAAUUUUGAAAUUUUGCUAGAAAAUAAGGGUGUUUGUGAAGGCCAGUGCAAGUUUGGUAAAGACUGUCCUACAGGAAUCUGCCGGUCGGAGUCGCGCGGUCUCCGCCGGAAGGCAAGCCCACCGUCGCCGAAAAAGCAAUACAAUCUGUCCUCGUCGCCAUCAACUUCGUCACAGCUGUCGGUGCGCAGUUCCACGGCCCCGCAGUCCUGCCCGUCGUCGCCACGCUUUUCGAAGGCUUCCGGCGGUGCGGGUGGGUCAAAAACUCCCAGUAAUCCUCGCUCGGCUGGUGAAUAUGCGGCCGAAAUCGACAUCGGAGAACUGGGCGAACUUCGGCGUAGCUCCAGCAUCGUCAGCACAUUCCGACCGCGGAGUAGUCCAGCAGGAUUAUAUUCGUACACAGGUUCAGCACCGCCUUCCAUCCACGGUUCCCGGGUCGAUUUGGCGGGUAGCGUCAAGAACACAGGAUCAGCCAUUUAUCUCGGAACUAGUAGUCCCCCUGGAGGAGCAUUUCCGGGCGUUAGCCGUCGCGUUAGUUUAAGAUCAACACCAAAAUCCACACCAAAGUCCACGCCGGACUCAUCACCGAAAGCUUCACCGAAGCGGACUCUUUCGGCGAAAGCACCAUCCAAGCCCCCGGCUAGUAACACUAACACUGGGAGCACUGCUAAGCUCGACCGUAUUGACACUAGUCCCUGUCCCAGUAGUAACGCCUCUCCAGCCAAGAAAAAUGGCAGCUCAAAAAUUACUACUACAACAGCAAACGCAAAACCAACCGUCACAUCCGUUUGUUCUUCUAUCACUAAUAGUAGCAGUAGUACCAGUAGCAGCACAAACGCUAUUGCGAAUACCACUAGCAUAACAGUAAGCACCAGCACCAAACCAACUGUCAAAACAUCCUCAUCGAAGCAAUCGGCGCCAUUGGUAGAGAAAAUUAGCACCGGAAAAAGCAGCAAAAAAUGACGUGCCGUAAAUCAUGAACCAUGAGUAAAUAGCUUUUGAACGCAUGUUUAAACCCGUUUAAACCAGCUUGAACCAAUCACACUUGUACACUCCCGUAGCCAGUAGACAGAAGAGAAAGUAAAACUUCAACCAUAAGAAAAGCAAAAAAGCGAAAAUCAAAUGUCGAUAUUUUGUCUAAAUGAAAAAAAAAAAAAUGAUGCAUUAUAUUUUACCCCACACUGCAAGUGGAACAAAUGCAAAACAAAAAAGAGAAAAAGUAUUUAAGCUUAGCAAAACCAUACAUAAAAUCAAGUGAUUGAAUGAUGCCACGCAUACGUGUUACAAAAAACGCUACUGAAACGCUAGCAGAACAAUAAGAAACAAGUUUAAGCAUAUGAUCAGUUGGUUAAGAUAUAGGAAAAAAAAUUGAAGUUGAUGAUGGGAAUAAAUGCAAGUGACACACAGACACACACUAUAUUGUAUAAUUUUGUGAACUUUUUAUUUUAUAUGAAAAACAAAAAGAGCAAAAAUAAAAAAAAAAUAUUGGAUUGGCUUGCAUGAUAUAAAGGGGAAGAGGAAUGCUGUUGGCGUUUGUUGGUUACUAAUAGCUACCGAAAGUCCCAUGGAAAUAGUCGUGUGUUGAAACAGGUCGAAAGUCGGAAUUGAAUAAUUAAAAUUCAAUGGUAGAAUAUCCGAAAACGUAAAAGAAUAGAAACAUCCUUAGCAAAUCUUUGGACAAUUAGAUGAAUAAAAAAAAUUAAUCAAACAAAAUUGAAACGUGUGAAACAGACAAAGACAUAGAAAGAAUAAAAAGCACCUGACAGGAAGUCAU